Molecule: messenger RNA, 1851 nt
Organism: Nanorana parkeri
Lineage: Eukaryota; Metazoa; Chordata; Amphibia; Anura; Dicroglossidae
Gene: SUDS3
Product: SDS3 homolog, SIN3A corepressor complex component
Exons: 11
Coding region: 143-1111 (322 amino acids)
Biological process (GO): negative regulation of transcription by RNA polymerase II
Cellular component (GO): Sin3-type complex
Molecular function (GO): histone deacetylase binding
Source: RefSeq, a predicted model, not a curated record
UGUGAGGACCCCGUUGCUGUGCGGCGGCUGUUGUAUUGGAGUACCGAGGGUGCCUAGUGUGGCCAAUUGGGGUUGUAGCAGAGAGAUCGCCGGCCUCUGGCUGGUGAUAUAGCGGCUGUUUGUUGGGUACACAUUCCGAACAAUGAGCUCGGUCGGUGUGAUGUCUCCGGCCGCUGCUGCAGCUACUGAUUACUAUGAAGAGGAAGAUUUGGAGAGCGCGGAGGAGGAAGAUGACCGUAGUUUCCGGGGCCGGGAGUCUGAUGAGGACACUGAAGAUGCCAGUGAGACGGACCUGGCGAAGCAUGACAAUGUGGAUUAUGUGGAAAUGAAAGAACAGAUGUACCAAGACAAGUUGGCUUCUCUGAAACGACAGCUGCAGCAGCUUCAGGAAGGGACUUUGCAAGAAUAUCAGAAGCGCUUGAAAAAAUUAGACCAGCAGUACAAGGAGAGACUAAGAAAUGCUGUCUUGAAUUUUAAUUUACAGACAGAACAAGUGGAAAGGAACUACAUCAAGGAGAAAAAGGCAGCUGUCAAAGAGUUUGAGGAUAAGAAGAUUGAACUGAAGGAAAAUCUAAUUGCAGAACUGGAGGAAAAGAAGAAAAUGAUAGAAAACGAGAAGCUAACAAUGGAAUUGACAGGAGAUUCCAUGGAAGUCAAGCCUAUUAUGACUCGAAAACUGCGACGGCGGCCCAAUGAUCCAGUGCCAAUUCCUGAUAAGAGAAGAAAGCCAGCUCCUGCCCAGCUUAAUUACCUUCUUACCGAUGAGCAGAUCAUGGAAGAUUUAAGAACCCUAAAUAAGUUAAAAUCCCCUAAAAGACCAGUAUCUCCAUCAACACCGGAACAUCUUCCUGCUACCCAAACGGAAUCUCCUGCCCAGAGGUUUGAGGCUCGGAUAGAAGAUGGGAAGCUGUAUUAUGAUAAGAGAUGGUAUCACAAGAGUCAAGCAAUAUACCUAGAAUCAAAGGACAACACCAAAAUCAGCUGUGUGAUCAGUUCGGUGGGAACUAACGAGAUUUGGGUGAGGAAAAGCAGUGACAGCACAAAGAUGAGGAUCUACCUUGGCCAACUACAGAGGGGCUUGUUUGUUAUCCGGAGGCGUUCCGCUGCAUAAAACCUACUGGUCUCGCCAGUCUCCUAAUGUGACAGUUCAUCUAUGACACAUCAUCUUUCAUCUGGAUGACAGCUGGCGUCACUGACCUGUGCAGACUGAAAUGCAGACUGUGAUCAGUGAACAUUACCUUGUAUAGUGAGAUUUUCAAAUCCUUUCCAGCAUCAGUGGUACUGAAGACUUGAGGGAAUAUUUCUCAAGACGAGUCGCCUAUUCUUCAGUAUAUCUUUGCUUCACAAAGAGACAACUGCAUCUCUGCAAAGAGAAUUGUUUCACAAAUUCUCAGUGCUGCUGCAUAAAUUAGUUCUUUAUUUUUUGGCCAACUCCUCACAAAGCUCACACUGACUAUAACAAAUUACAGCUAACCUUUUCUUUAGCUGGUCUUGUAACUUUAAUAUGUUGUUUACGUUUUACUUAAGCGGCCAUUUUUAGAUGCAGAAUAAAAGGCAGGGAAUAAGAUCUUAGAUAUUAUUCAUUAUACAUUUCAUUGUUGCAACCAGUGCAUCUUGCACAUUUGUAUUUCAGGUUUUGUGCUGGCGGUUUUUAAAAUCACCGAAACUGACCGAACUGAUAAAUCCAUAAUUCAAGUAGGAUACGAUCUCAGGAAUUUUUGUGGAAAUAGUGGUUCUUUGUAUUGCUCUGCUUCUAUUAGUUGUCAGCAUAUUAUUGUAAAACGUAUCUCAAGCUUCUUUAAAAUGUAUUCAUUUUAACAUAUUCAGUGUUUGUUUACUUGUUUUGUCUGU